Molecule: messenger RNA, 834 nt
Organism: Lathyrus sativus (Indian pea)
Lineage: Eukaryota; Viridiplantae; Streptophyta; Magnoliopsida; Fabales; Fabaceae
Source: the annotation of a GenBank genome assembly
AUGAAUGGCCAGUUUCAGAUCUACCAGCAGACUCCUCGAAAUUACGCCGCUUGGUCGCUUUGCCAACCACCUUACGAGUCGGAAAAUCCGGCCAGUUUUUCUCGACCGCCAACUUUCAACGGCCAUUACACUAGUCGUGUUAAAUGGAAUGGAAACAAAUCCGAGAGAUGCAACGACAGACGCCGUGUAAACUCUAACGAUUCAUCGGAGACGAACCGAUUCACCGGCAAGGUUCGACGAUUUCACUUUCCGAAGAGGAGGUUUCCCAGCGGCGGACGUUUCUCUGCUCCAUUCGCGCCACGUAAUACAACAUCGUUCAUAAUCCGCGCGAAGAAGUCUGGCGGCAUAGCUUCUCUGGUGUCUCCUUGUGCGACGACUCCGGCGAUCUUGACAACGCCGAGACUAUCGCCGUCGACAGAGGUGGUUGUGGAGAUGGCGAAGGAAAAGUGGGGAGUUGACGGAUAUGGCACAAUGAAAGGCCUAAUUCGUGUCCGGUCAGAGAAAGAAGAUACCGACGAAAGGGAGAACAUUGGCGGUGAACUUUUGGAAAUUGAGAAGAGAUUGAGCAGUGAUUUAAGCAGGUUUGAGAUGAUAUAUCGAAAUGAAAAUAGUUUAGAGAAUAGGGUUGAUGAACAGGAAUUACAUAUUACACGUCUUGAAGAACAUAAUCUAACACUUAAGGAAAGAAUUUUUCUCCUUGAAGAUGAAUUGGGUGAGUUGCGACGGCGUGUUUUAUGCUUGGAGACGGAGGGAAUCAGAUUGCAAGAUUUCAACGGAGGCGAUGUUUGCUCGGAGAAAAGUGUCGGAGAUGAUGGAGACAGUGAUGAAAGGUGA